AUGCCCGUGUGCCCGCAGCCAUGCUCGCCGGCAAGCAGCCGCCGUGAGGAGCUCGCCGGCCAGCAACCAAAGCGCCGCCGUGGAGCUCCCUCCCGUCGCUCGUCCUCGUCCAGUACGCGCAGGGUGUGGGUGGACGGCUCCGUCGCCCUUCUGGACGCCGCCAUGGAGAACCGCAUCCAGGGAGGCCUCCCGCCGGAGUUAGCCGCCCAUGCCACCCGCAGCUCGGCAAGAAAUGGCCAUGGUGCAGUCGGUAGCGCGGCGCGGCGCGAGGGCGGUGGGGCGCGCUUCUUCUCCGUGGCCGGCCGCUCACCGGCGGCGCUCGGCGUCGGCGCCGCGCGCACGGCUGCCACGUUAAAGCAAGGGGAGAAGGAGGCGGCGAGCUACUGGGGCGUGGCGCCGGCGAGGCUCGUCAAGGAGGACGGCACCGAGUGGAAGUGGUCGUGCUUCAGGCCGUGGGAUGCGUACGAGGCUGACGUGUCCAUCGAUCUGACGAAGCACCACCGGCCGGCCACGCUCGGGGACAAGGUGGCCUUGUGGACGGUCAAGGCGAUGCGCUGGCCCACCGACCUCUUCUUCCAGAGGAGGUACGGUUGCCGCGCCAUGAUGCUGGAGACGGUGGCCGCAGUCCCCGGCAUGGUGGCUGGCGCGGUGCUCCACCUCCGGUCGCUCCGGCGCUUCGAACAGAGCGGCGGGUGGAUCCGUGCACUGCUGGAGGAGGCCGAGAACGAGCGCAUGCACCUGAUGACCUUCAUGGAGGUGUCCCAGCCGCGGUGGUACGAGCGCGCGCUCGUCGUCGCCGUCCAGGGCGUCUUCUUCCACGCGUACCUCGCCACCUACCUCGCCUCCCCAAAGGUCGCGCACCGCAUGGUGGGGUACCUGGAGGAGGAGGCCGUGCACUCCUACACCGAGUUCCUCCGUGACCUCGAGGCCGGCAAGAUCGACGACGUGCCCGCGCCGGCCAUCGCCAUCGACUACUGGCGCCUCCCGGCCGGCGCGACCCUGAAAGAUGUCGUCAGGGUUGUCCGCGCCGACGAGGCGCACCACCGGGACGUCAACCACUACGCCUCUGACAUACAUUGCCAGGGGCAUGCACUGCGAGAGGUAGCUGCGCCGAUCGGCUACCACUGAGGAAAGGGACUACUACGCACGCAAUAAAUUUGGAGCUUGUUUGGAUGCAAUUAUCGUUGCUGUCUCCGAACCUUUUUUUUUAAAUGUGCUGUCUCCGAACUUGUAAAUGAAAGAUUUAGUGUGUGGUCUACAUAUCCGUACAAUUGUAUGUGUUCCCGUUAUGUUCAUUAAAUUGUAUCCCUGCUUUGUUUACAUCUUGCUUACGUUUGAAUGUUGUGACACAUUGAU
Messenger RNA from Aegilops tauschii subsp. strangulata, 1356 nucleotides. RefSeq names its product ubiquinol oxidase 2, mitochondrial. Gene Ontology annotation, molecular function: alternative oxidase activity. The record is from RefSeq and is a predicted model, not a curated record. Gene Ontology annotation, cellular component: mitochondrion. Lineage: Eukaryota; Viridiplantae; Streptophyta; Magnoliopsida; Poales; Poaceae. Gene Ontology annotation, biological process: alternative respiration.